Parnassius mnemosyne (clouded apollo) is the source of this 738-nucleotide messenger RNA. The record is from the annotation of a GenBank genome assembly. NCBI's taxonomy places the organism in Eukaryota, Metazoa, Arthropoda, Insecta, Lepidoptera, Papilionidae.
AUGAAAAAAUUUUGUGUGGUUUUGCUCUGUGUUGUUAUAGUGGAUAAAGCCUUCAGUACGGACUUUAGGAGCAAAAGGCAGACAGAGGAUGCUGAGGAUGAUUUAGAAGAUAGAUAUGGUUGGAACAGACCAUCAGCGUUUGGAAAGAGACAGCCUCAAUGGUCAAUGCUGUAUCCCGACCGUAGGUUUCUAGGUCAAUGGCCUUAUCCUGGACAGUAUCCCGACCAAGGGACAUUAUCCGGUCAAGGUCAAUUCCCCGGUCAGGGACAAUUCCCCGGUCAAGCACAAUUUCCUGGGCAAGGACAAUUUCCAGGUCAAGGCCAGUCCCCUAAUCAAGGUCGAUUUCCCGGUCAAGUUCAAUUUCCUGGACAAGGACAAUUUACAGGUCAAGGACAGUUCCCCAAUCAAGGUCAAUUUCCCGGCCAAGGACAAUUUCCCGGCCAAGGACAGUUUAAUGGUCAAGGGCAAGUUUCCGGUGAAGGACGACUUCCCGGACAAGGACAACAGACGACUCAAAAUCCAAUGGGAUCUACAACGUCAGCUGACAACAACCCCACCGUACAGGAGUGCAUUAGAAACUGCCCCGUGACAGCGGAAUAUAACCCAGUGUGCGGGUCUAACGGCGUCACGUACCCCAAUCCUGGACGUCUCAUGUGUGCUCAGGGCUGUGGUGUCUCUGUGAAUAUGCUUCGAUCGUCUCCGUGUCCGUCUACUACAACCGCUGCUCCUCUAGGUUAA